CCGCGCGCACAGUCUCCGCUAAACCUAGAAAUAAAACACACGCACUCUCUCUCGCUCUCCCUCUCCCUCUCUCUCUCUCUCAUUCAACAGACGCUCCGUUUCCAGCUCCAGGAAUAAAGCUUCACACACGUUUGGACUCUUUUGUCUCGCUUUGAUUUGAUGUGCCCCUCUCUGUGAAGGUUUAAGGAGUGUAAUAUGAUGUUCAUGUCUGGUUUGGGAUUAUUCAGCGUCGCUCUGAUGCUCUUUGUCCAGCAGUCAGCCGGCGCAUCUGCCAGCAGAAACCCGCGAGAUGUGGAUGAGUGCGCCGAAGCCCUGGACAGCUGCAGUAUGGAUGCCAUCUGUCAGAACACCCUCAAGUCAUACAAAUGCAUCUGCAAAUCAGGAUAUAAAGGCGAUGGGAAGCACUGUGAAGAUAUCGAUGAGUGUGCCAGUGAAUAUAAUGGAGGAUGUGUUCACGAGUGCAUCAACAUCCCGGGAAACUACAGAUGCACGUGCUACGACGGCUUUCGUUUGGCCCACGAUGGACACAACUGCCUGGAUGUUGACGAGUGUGCGGAGGGAAACGGCGGAUGCCAGCAGAUCUGUGUUAACACGAUGGGGAGCUACGAGUGUCGGUGCCGCGACGGCUUUCUUCUGUCUGACAACCAGCACACCUGCAUUCAGAGACCCAAAGUGCGUUUUAAUGGAACUAAAGACGUGCCCACCUGCAUGGAUAAAAAUCACGGCUGUGCCCACAUUUGCAGAGAGACGCCCAAAGGAAGCAUCGCCUGUGAGUGCAGACCUGGAUUUCAGCUCACCAAGAACAGCCGUGACUGUAAAUUGACGUGUAACUAUGGUAACGGCGGCUGUCAGCACAUCUGUGAGGAGAUGGACCACGGGCCCAGAUGUUCAUGUCACAUGAAGUUUGCGCUUCACUCUGAUGGGAAGAGCUGUGUAGAGGAAAGAAGUACUCCACAUCAGCCACUGCAGCCAGAGCUGUUACCCAAUGAGACGUGUGCAGUUAAUAACGGAGGCUGUGACAGCACCUGUCAUGACGCCGUGUCUGGAGUUCGCUGCAGCUGUCCGGUGGGAUUCUCUCUUCAGACGGACCGCAAGACCUGCAAAGACAUUGAUGAGUGCCGCAUGAACAACGGCGGCUGUGAUCAUGUGUGCAGAAACACAGUUGGCAGCUUCGAAUGCAGCUGCAAGAAAGGAUACAAACUUCUGACCAACGAGAGGACAUGCCAAGAUAUAGACGAGUGCUCUUUCGACCGGGCGUGUGACCACACAUGCGUGAACUCACCUGGAAGUUUCCAGUGCUACUGCCACAAAGGUCACGUCCUCUACGGUGUGGCUCACUGUGGAGACAUUGAUGAGUGCAGCAUUAAUCGGGGCGGCUGUAAAUUCGGAUGUGUGAACACUCGGGGCAGUUAUGAGUGUACCUGUCCUCCUGGUUACAAACUGCACUGGAACAAGAAGGAUUGCAUUGAGAUUGUGAAGUGCACGUCCACUCUUUUGGCUCCCAAAGCCACCCUCACUUGCAGUAAGACGGGGAAGAAAGAGAGCUGCUCUCUCACUUGUGCAUCCAAAGCACAUUACCUAUCAGAAUCAGACAACAGUUAUUCUGUCAGCUGUGGAAUCCCAGUCCUUCGAGGGAAAUCUCAGAGCAGAUUAAACACAAGCAGCAUCCAGAGCUGCAUAGAGACUCAGACUCCUCCAGUGAAGCAGACGGUGUCCUUCCGGAUCAAAAACGCCAAGUGCAACCUGCACCCGAAGCACAAAGGGAGGGCAGAGGACAACGGCAGACAGAUCGGGCCAGGUGGACAAGCGUGCAACAACUGCCUGGUCACAUUCGUUAACCUGAAGUGCGACUCGUCUAAGAAGGCCAAAGGUCGUCGGGCACGUAACCCGUCAAGCAAAGAAAUCACGCGCAUCACUCUGGAGCUGGAGGCUGAGGUCAAGCCAGGAGACGCCACUGGGAACUGUAACGUGAUGUGUCAAAGGCAGCGAAUGGAGCAGCAGAUGAAGUCAUACAUUAAAGCCCUGAAGAAAUCCAUUAACCAGGAGCGCUUCCUCAUCCGUGUGGCUGGACUGGAGUACGAGGUGGCACAGAAGCUAAGACAAACUGCACCGAGGCAGGAGAACUGUGGACCGGGUCGAGAAAAAGACAGCGGCCGCUGUGUCAGAUGUUUGCCAGGGUCGUACUACCACGGUGAGCAGGAACGCUGUGUCCAGUGUCCACCUGGAACAUUUCAAGAACGUGAAGGUCAGCUGGCCUGUGACCUUUGUCCUGGAGGAGACCGCCAUGGCCCUCUAGGGGCCCGCAACAUCACGUCAUGUGCAGGUCAAUGUCCACCAGGUUAUUUCUCCAGUGACGGGUUCAAGCCCUGUCAGCCGUGUCCUCUGGGAACAUACCAACCCGACCCAGGACGAACUCUCUGUUUCCCCUGUGGAGGUGGGCUUGGGACCAAAAGAGAGGGUGCCAGCUCCUUUAAUGACUGUGAGGUCAAAGUGUUGUGUUCUCCAGGUCACUAUUAUAACACCUCGGUUCAUCGUUGCAUCCGCUGUCCUCAUGGAAGCUACCAGGCUGAGUUCAGACAGAACUACUGCAUCUCCUGUCCAGGAAACACCACCACAGACUUCGACGGGGCCAUCAGUGUGUCUCAGUGCAAGAAUCGGGAAUGUGGGGGUGAAAUAGGCGAGUUCAUCGGAUACAUCGAGUCUCCCAACUAUCCAGGAAACUACCCGGCCAACGUCGAGUGUAUCUGGACGAUCAACCCUCCACACAAACGCAAGAUUCUCAUCGUAGUUCCAGAGAUCUUCCUCCCAUCUGAGGAUGACUGUGGAGAUGUUUUAGUAAUGAGGAAGAACGGCUCAGCGACCUCUAUCACCACCUAUGAAACAUGUCAGACGUAUGAGAGACCGAUCGCUUUUACCUCCCGAUCGCGCCGCCUCUGGAUCAACUUCAAAUCCAAUGAUGUAAACAGUGCUCGCGGAUUCCAGAUUCCAUACGUCACGUACGAUGAAGACUAUGAACAGCUGGUUGAAGACAUUGUAAGAGAUGGAAGACUUUAUUCCUCUGAAAACCAUCAAGAAAUGCUCAAGGACAAAAAACUGAUUAAAACUCUGUUCGAUGUUCUGGCUCACCCAAACAAUUACUACAAGUACUCAACUCGGGACUCCACAGAGAUGCUCCCGCGCUCAUUCAUACGCCUCAUCCACAGCAAAGUCUCUGCUUUCCUGCGUCCGUAUAAAUAAUCAAAAGCUCUGUCCAUCUCCAGUCACCUGGCCUCGAGUCAAAGGGAUCCUACACACAUUUAAAGGAAAUACACAUUUUCAAUGGCACACACACACACACAAUCACACUAUGCAGAUGUUUCACUUUACCUUUUUCUUUCCUUUUUCUCAUCAGUCAUCUCCGAAGGGAACAAAGCUUCCGUGUUGUCCGCAUGUAAUGCAGUCGUAUCAAGCCAAACUGAAGUGUUUCCUUUCUCUUCAUUCUGUGCUGUGUCUAUGUUUUUUGUCCGAGGUUUGGGUGGUUCCCACGCCCCCCGUUAAGAGCGACGUGUGAGUUUAAACACGCCUGAUUGUGUUGUACAGACAAAAGUAAGUCAUAGCAUGUCAAAGAAAAGAAAAUCUAUUUGUCGAACUGGAGCUAGCUGUGAUCGUGCUUUUUUCUCAAGUUCCAGCUCUCGUAAACUCGUAGUUCUCAAAAUAAAUGUACAAUCUUUCGUAUAUCUGUAUUUUUAGUGUGCUCUUGAUAAGAUCGAAUUCAUAUCCAGCAUUCCACAAUGUUAAAGCAUUUUAUUUGAGCUCUUAGAGCAUACAUGUAAUCUAUGAACCAUGCUGUUAAUACAGUAAUGUUUUAUUAAGGUCUGCCUGUUCGGAUUGUAUUAUUGUCAACCGCAUAUUCAUCUAUUUCCUUAUAUUCAAAUUAAUUUAACAAGGCAUUAGAGAUAUUUGGGUUAUUAGAAAGGCUGGGCUGAUGGGGUGGAACAGUGGACUGUUAACACUCAGUUCUGUGAGUUUUUGUGGUUUUUUGUUAGAUUUUUUGCAGAACAUGCAAUUGCUGCUUCUUCAGAAACGUCACUUUAAGCCUUUGGUUUUUUACCUAAUGCGAUUAAAAAAAAAACCCUAUAGAAGAGCAGUCAAGAGGACGAAAUCUUUCACAGGUUGGAAGUAAUGUUUUCAUAAUGCAGACACGAAUCACUGAUAAACGUAAGCCACAGGUUGACGUGGAUGGACUUGAGUUUUAAAAAAUGGCAUCGCUCCAGAUUUCAGGAUGAAAUGACGUUGAUGUGAACGAUGAAGUGUUUCGAGUUUGUUUUGCACAUUACAUGAGGACCCAAAGAGAAGCAGCAUUCGGGUCACAGGUUUUGGGUUUCGAAGGACCGCGGUGAGACGUGCCUGAAACACAAAAGUGUCAGGAUAAACCUGUGGAUGUCGACAUUUAUGAGAGUUUCCUGUAUUAAUUAUGAACCCGUUAGUAUUCCUCACGAAUGUGUUUACAGGUUAAGCCCUUCACAUAAAGUGAGAAAAGAACAAAUCUUUGAGAAGGAGAAACCAUACACAGUUUUGAUAUAUUAACAGAAAAGGACUGGUCGAAACGGUAGUUUGUGCUUCUCUUUUUUUUGUAUAUUGUAAAUAUGAAAUAAAUGUAGACUAAUUGGAGUCUGAGAGUUAAGUCCAAACAAGUAGUUUUCCUGACCUCACCGUUGUGCUAUCCUCCAGGACAAAGGCUGACACAAAUAUUUAAUCAUUAAUCCCAGGUUCAUCCAUGCAAACACUUGGCUAAAGCACAUGGUCCUGUUGUAUAUAAACAUGCAUUCUUGCAUUGCUAUGGUGAAUGGGGGCUAUAAUUACAUCAGCUUUAACUUGCUUAACCAGAUUCUCUUUGCCAUCUCUGCAACACAGCUCAAAAACAAACACACAUUUUACAUUAAAAGGAGAUAGUUGUCCCACCUCUUUGUUUUAAGUAAUGGACAUAUGAUAAAUCCCUGGAGAAUAUAUCAUUAUAUCCAGAACUAAAGAGAGUGGAAUGUGUGAGAUGUUUGCAAAGGUUACUUCAUGAAGCAGUUAUUUACAUUUGAGGUGUUUUGUACAGUUGUCAUCGAUUACAAGGGUCACUAAUGUAAUUGUUUAAAUGUAUAAACAUAGUAACAUAGAAACAAAACAAAAAAGAGAGAGAGAAAUAACCCAAGAAGAUGUCAAAUGUCAGUAUUGCCCCACUCAAGAAACCAAACUCAAGUUCAAGUCAGCAUCUGCUACUAAACAUGUCCGAUAUCUCCAUGAAGAAAAGACAUGGGUCAUAUGUGAAAUAGCCACAAUUGCAAUGAAAUUAUACGUUUGUAGCAAAGUAGUCGAUGUUUUGGUGAAUGUUCACUUAAAGAAAAGGAGUAUUAGCUCUAAAUGUCAUUGGCAGUCUGUGAUUGCUGCUUUAUUUUUAUCAUUUCCCCUUCGUCUUUGCUCUACCAAACCCAUCUUUAAAGCAAAAUGUUUUGAUGUUGCUGUUUUCUUUUUCAAAAUUACUCAAUAUUUCAUGGAAUGGGAAAUGGUAUUUGCACUUGAAAUUUGUUUAUGCUCAUGUACAAAUGUCUGGAUUUUGUAUUGUCUUUUUAAAUGAAAAUAAAUAAAUAAAUUGGUGUUCUUAAA
Carassius gibelio (silver crucian carp) is the source of this 5631-nucleotide messenger RNA. RefSeq names its product signal peptide, CUB and EGF-like domain-containing protein 3. Bases 196 to 3237 code for a protein of 1013 amino acids. Gene Ontology annotation, biological process: signal transduction. The transcript has 23 exons. NCBI's taxonomy places the organism in Eukaryota, Metazoa, Chordata, Actinopteri, Cypriniformes, Cyprinidae. Gene Ontology annotation, molecular function: calcium ion binding. The record is from RefSeq and is a predicted model, not a curated record. Gene Ontology annotation, cellular component: cell surface.